Molecule: messenger RNA, 2451 nt
Organism: Lichtheimia ornata
Lineage: Eukaryota; Fungi; Mucoromycota; Mucoromycetes; Mucorales; Lichtheimiaceae
Exons: 1
Coding region: 1-2451 (816 amino acids)
Biological process (GO): DNA integration
Molecular function (GO): nucleic acid binding
Source: RefSeq, a predicted model, not a curated record
AUGUUUCGCGGUUGUCCCUUUGGACUCAAGCCUAUUUCAUCAACAUUUCAACGCACCAUGAACAUCAUCUUCCAUGAUCUUCCACAUGUACUCACAUUUGUCGACGACAUCAUCAUCUUUUCCAACACACUUGAGGAACACGCUCAACACGUGGCUGAAGCUAUCGAACGUCUCACCAGCGUCAACUUAAUCCUCAACCCCAACAAGUGUCAUUUCGCUCAAGAAUCAGUCUACUUGCUUGGAUUUUGUGUAUCAGCACAAGGCAUUGGUUUGGAUCCUCGCAAGGUGGCAAACGUUCAAGAGUGGCCGGUACCUCGCACUGGCAAAGACGUACAACGGUUUCUUGGUGUUAUCAACUACUUUCGUGAAUCAAUUCCCAACGCAGCUUCGAGGAUGGCACCUCUCAACAAGCUACGACUUGAGCACCGUUUAGACGACUUAUGGAAUGACAGCGCGCAAGCAGCUUUUAUCGACCUCAAACGUGUGUUAUUGCACGCACCUAUUCUCAGCUAUCCAAAUCUCAAACAUCCCUUCCAGGUGGCAACCGAUGCAUCACAUACAGGGAUUGGAGCUGUACUUUAUCAGAUUAUCGAUGGCACAACACAUCACAUCGCUUUUAUGGCACGAUCUUUAUCUCCUUCUGAACGCAACUAUUCCACCACAAAACGUGAGUUACUUGCUAUCAUCUUCGCCCUCAACAAAUUCCAUCAAUACUUAUGGGGCAAUCAUUUCACCUUGUGUACAGAUCACAAAGCGCUGGUCUAUAUUCACACACAAAAAGUGGCUAACGCCAUGAUGAUCAAUUGGCUGGAUACUAUUCUCGAAUACUCAUUCGAUGUCGUGCACAUUCCUGGAUUGGACAACACCCUACCUGAUCAACUUUCUCGCCUUUUUCCCACUGAAAAAGAGCUGGCAGGGGGCACUGUAUCACACGACAAACAAACAUCCACACAAAACAACGCUAUACACGUUACAGGUAACCAAGGCGACAAUAACAGCAGUGAUGAACAGGAUGAUGACUUAUAUUUUGAACCUCCUGAAAACGAACGUAGACAACUGCUUAAGGAUGCGCAUCAAUGCAAGGAAAUGUUGAAAGACGCACACGCCUUCGGACACUUUGGAGCAAAGGCUAUGGUCGCACAAUUACAACAAGAUGGACUCAAAUGGAACAACAUGCAUCGACAAGCACAAGAGAUUGUACACGCUUGCACACAGUGUCAACAAAACAACAUUGCAAAACAAGGCUAUCAACCUUUACGUCCUAUACAUGCAUUUCUUCCUGGUGACCAUUGGGCUAUCGAUCUCGCUAGUGGAUUCGACAAAAGUCAUAAUGGCAACCUCUACAUCUUGGUUAUGGUAGAUGUAUGCACACGUUUUUGCGUAUUACACGCCCUUCCGGAUAAAACGUCUGACACAGUUGUCAAAGCGGUUAUCGACACUUUCUGCAACUAUGGAUUCCCUCGCUAUCUACAAUCUGACAACGGCACUGAAUUCGUCAACACUUUAAUGCACAAGUUAAGGAAUGCCGCAGGUUUUGAUCAUCGACUUACUACACCUUAUCACCCACGAGCUAAUGGAUUAGCUGAACGUUUCGUCCAAACGUCUAUCAACACAAUCCGCAAAAGCAUUAAUGGAGCCACAAGAGAUUGGGAUUUAUACGUCAAACCAACUCAACUAGCACUCAACAACAAAGUGGCCAGCAUACAUGGAUCUUCACCAUUUGCCUUGAUGUUCAAUCGCGCCAUGAAUGGAUUCCGUAAUUACAACAAUGAAGAGAUACCACAGCCACUCACAGAAGAAGAGCUGAUGGAUCGCAUUGAUCACAUGUCCAAUACGGUUUUCCCGGCAAUAUCAGAGAGAGCACAGGCACUACAACAGCUCAAGAAAGGUAAACAUGACGCUAAGUACAAGAUGGUACAUUUUCCUCCAAACAGCAAAGUCAUGGUCAAAGAUGUGUCACGCAGUAAGAAGAUGGAUCCACGUUACGAAGGACCUUACACUGUCGUCAGGGAAACUCCAGGUGGCUCUUACGUUCUUCGAGAUGAACAAGGGUUACUCGCAGCCAGGAACUUUGCACCAUCACAGUUGAAAAUGGUAUCACAAGAUGAAUUGGUGGAUGUCAACGAGCUAUAUGAACAUGAAGGCCAAUAUUACACCAUUCAAUCUAUUGUGGAUCACAAACAACUUGCACCCGGCAACUACAUGUACAGGGUACGAUGGGAAGGUUAUUCAGCAAAUGAUGACACUUGGGAACCACCCGAAUCAUUCAACAGCACACAACCUAUUGCAGAGUACUGGAACAAGCUUGGCCGUAUACCACCACACGAUUCUUCCAUCGAUGGCAACAUAACCCAACACACUGACACAGAGAAACAUGUACGCAAGAGAUCGUUACCCAACGCCAACACUUCAACACGCAAAAGCAAGCGUUUACGUUCUUCACGAAGAUAA